UCAGUCCGUUCACCCGUUUGUGCCUCUUGUCAGUGCAGUCAAGAGCUGUUCUCCAAAUGGAUGUGUUUGCAGUUCCAGGCGACCGGCAUAAAGGAUGGUACCUUUCUUUAAUGGCUCCAAACACAAAAGGUCCAGAGUUCGCCUGGCUGGACCCGUCCAGACUUUACUGCAACUCCCAGGCUCUUGCAGACUGUACCAAAGACCUUCUCAGUCCUUUCCAAAGUGACAACAUUGACUUGGUUGCUGGCAUAGAUGCAAUGGGAUUCAUUCUUGGCGCUUCUGUUGCCACCACUCUUGGAAAAGGUUUCCUGGCUCUUCGCAAAGCAGGUCACCUGUGUGUCGCCACCCAAGGCCAAAACUACACCGACUACACAGGCAGGGAAAAGACUGUGGAAGUAAGACUGGAUGUGCUAAGACCAGGUACGAGGGUGUUGUUAGUGGACCAGUGGAUAGAGACUGGAGGCACAAUGAAGGCUGCCAUUCAGCUGGUAGAGAAACUGGGAGCCACAGUUGUAGGCGUAGCAGCUGUGGCCAUCGAGAACACCGAAGGAGGAAGGUGGAUUAAGGAAAACUACAAAUUCUCUCACUGCAUACCCGAAGAGCUGCAGAGCCAAAUUGAUGGAAAAUACCUCGACGGCUUCAAAAGCUUCAACAACUGAACAAGUUAACGUGAUUCCUUAAAGGUUUAGCAAAGAAGGCAAAGCACAGAAAUUUUAUAAUACACGUAUAGAUAUAUUUAAGAAAUACAGUGAACUCAUAGAAUAGCUGGCUUUUUUUUUAGAUUUAGUUCUAUUUUAAAUAACUGAAACAAUUUCUAUUCUAUUUUUUAAUGUCCUAACAACAUGUAAAGCUCACCACGGGAAAAUGAAAAAUAUGAAAACCACAUCAGUUUUGAUACUGACCAUUAAAGUCUAAUAAAUUUGAUUGUAAACAGAAAAAA
Messenger RNA from Neolamprologus brichardi, 940 nucleotides. Its product is annotated as zgc:174895. Lineage: Eukaryota; Metazoa; Chordata; Actinopteri; Cichliformes; Cichlidae. Gene Ontology annotation, molecular function: adenine phosphoribosyltransferase activity. The record is from RefSeq and is a predicted model, not a curated record.